Messenger RNA from Fusarium redolens, 637 nucleotides. RefSeq lists its product as uncharacterized. The record is from RefSeq and is a predicted model, not a curated record. The coding region runs from base 126 to 554 and encodes 142 amino acids. The transcript has 2 exons. NCBI's taxonomy places the organism in Eukaryota, Fungi, Ascomycota, Sordariomycetes, Hypocreales, Nectriaceae.
CGUCAUCAGGCUUAUUGGCAUCGAGGUUGAACAUAUGACUCUAGGUAGAUAUCUGAUAGUUGCUUUCUUUGAGAUGUUUACCCAAGAUUCUACGCGACUCCUUGUUCUAGUUUCAGUCACCAGAUAUGUCAGUGAUUAACACAGAACUCGAAUGUGCUCGAAACAUUGCUCUUCUUUACUACCUUGGUAGGAUUGGCUGCAAACAUCAAAAGAACAAUAUUCAAGAUUGUGAACCUAUACGCAAAUCAGACAUCAGCAGGGUACUGUCUUUGCAAGAUGAAAAGUUACUCACGUCAACACUGGCGUUUCUUUCGAGUAUUCGAGAUGAUGCUCUGAAGGUCACAGCAGUUUGUGUAGAAGAGAAGAAAUCUAGUGUUGUGGUGAUGGUUGCGGCCAAUGCGAAAGAUAGUCACGCUCAUCAUCGUAUCUUGACGCUGUCAAGGAAGGGUUUGAUAGAAUAUUCAAAUUACUCAAUUGGGAGACUCCAGUAUCUUCUGAGAGCCUUCGUUAUCGGAUUAUCAGUAUCGUCACCUCUAUAUGUCGAAGCCGAAUAAUGAGCAGAGCGAGAUUCAUCAAGCACGGCCAAAGACAAGGCCUUGAUACCAUAUUGAAGGCAGUCAACAAAGAGAUGGCUCGA